CCGGGAUUGUGGGAACAUUUGUAAGGACGUUGCGCAGAGCAGGUGGUACAAAUGACGGUGCUGAAGAUGAGUGGUGUGGAGAGCUGGCGGUGUUAGCAGGCGCGCUUCCUGUCUGUGGAGCUGCCCCCCUCCCCAAGACCACAUCCAUCUGUCGUCCGUCCGUCCGUCCGUCCAUCCACACAGGCAAGAACCGAAGUUUGAGGUAGACGAGCAGGCGAGCCGUUUGCCCGGGCGCAGAGCAUGAAGGCCGGGCGGGCGCGGGGAGCGGGCGCCCGCCGCCCGGCGCGGGGGUGAGCGAGAGAGAGAGCGGAGCGCGUGUGGCCGGCGCCGCUCGGCCUGGAGCUCCCGCGCCCGCGCCCCGCGCCCCGCGCCCGCCGCCGCCGCCGCCGCCCCUGGUGCGAUGGCGCAGAAACCCCGUUGACAAGGCACUGCUUUUUCAUGACGUUGUCAUGGACGAUGAUGAUGACUCGUGUCUCCUCGAUCUUAUUGGAGACCCACAAGCAUUGAAUUAUUUUCUGCACGGACCUAGUAAUAAAUCAAGCAGCGACGACCUGGCGAGCACAGGCUAUCCUGCAGCCAAUUCAAAUUCAAUUUUCGCCAACUCCACGAAUGCUGACCCUAAGUCGUCCCUCAAAGGUGUAAGUGACCAGCUUGGAGAAGGACCCAGUGAUGGACUGCCACUUUCAAGUAGCCUUCAGUUUCUUGAAGAUGAACUUGAGUCUUCUCCUCUUCCUGAUCUCGGCGAGGACCAACCCUUUGACAUUCUUCAGAAGUCCUUGCAGGAGGCAAAUAUCACUGAGCAGACGCUGGCCCAAGAGGCAUACCUGGAUGCCAGUGUAGGCUCAAGCCAGCAGUUUGCACAAGCUCAGCUUCAUCCUUCUUCAUCAGCAUCCUUUACUCAGGCUUCUAACGUUUCUAAUUACUCAGGUCAGACUCUGCAGCCUAUCGGGGUGACACACGUGCCUGUGGGACCGUCGUUUGCAAGCAAUACAGUGGGCGUGCAGCAUGGCUUCAUGCAGCACGUGGGCAUCAGCGUGCCCAGCCAGCACUUGCCUAACAGCAGCCAGAUCGGCGGCUCUGGGCAAAUACAAUUGAUCGGGUCAUUUGGUAAUCAGCCUUCCAUGAUGACAAUUAAUAAUCUAGAUGGCUCGCAGAUCAUAUUAAAAGGCAGUGGGCAGCAAACCCCAAGCAAUGUGAGCGGAGGACUUCUGGUUCACAGACAGACUCCUAACGGCAACUCGUUGUUUGGGAACUCCACUUCCAGUCCGGUAGCACAGCCUGUCACCGUUCCAUUUAACAGCACAAAUUUUCAGGCAUCUUUACCUGUGCAUAACAUCAUUAUUCAAAGGGGUCUCGCACCAAAUUCAAAUAAAGUCCCAAUUAAUAUCCAGCCAAAGCCGAUCCAGAUGGGUCAGCAGAGUACGUACAAUGUGAACAGCCUGGGAAUUCAGCAGCACCAUGUCCAGCAAGGGGUCUCCUUCGCCUCUGCAAGCUCGCCCCAGGGCUCCGUGGUUGGUCCACACAUGUCUGUGAACAUUGUCAACCAACAGAACACGAGGAAGCCUGUCACCUCCCAGGCCGUGAGUAGUGCAGGGGGCAGUAUCGUCAUUCAUUCCCCCAUGGGCCAGCCUCACACCCCCCAAAGUCAGUUCCUUAUACCUACAAGCCUUUCCGUCAGCUCCAACUCGGUACACCAUGUCCAGACCAUAAACGGGCAACUUCUUCAGACUCAGCCCUCGCAGCUCAUCUCUGGCCAAGUGGCCUCCGAGCAUGUCAUGUUGAAUAGGAGUUCUUCUAACAUGCUCAGGACCAACCAACCGUACUCUGGACAGAUGCUUAACAACCAGAACACCGCCGUGCAGCUGGUGUCUGGGCAGACUUUUGCCACCUCUGGCAGUCCUGUGAUCGUCAAUCAUGCGUCCCCUCAGAUGGCCGGAGGGCAGAUGCCCUUGCAGCGGUCCUCGCCAACUGUAUUGCACCUGUCCCCGGGGCAGAGCAGCGCUUCCCAAGGAAGACCAGGCUUUCCUGCCAUGCCCUCGGUGACCAGCAUGGCAGGGUCUACCCGGUUCCCUGCUGUCAGCUCAGCCAGCACUGCGCAUCCCAGUCUUGGGUCCGCAGUGCAGUCUGGGACAUCAGGAUCAAACUUUACGGGAGACCAGCUGACACAACAAAACAGGACUUCGGUACCCGUCAGUGUGCCCCAUCGUCUUCCCGUCUCUUCUUCCAAACCUACCAGCACUUUCAGCAACACACCGGGAGCUCAGCCGCAGUUCUUCUGUCAGGCUCAGAAAAAGUGUUUGAACCAGACCUCCCCCAUUCCCUCGUCCAAGACCACAGAUGGCUUGAGGCCAAUGCAGAUCCCUGGGCUCUCAAGCACAGCACUGCCAGGACAGGAUUCUGGAAGCAAAAUGAUGCCAGCAUCCUUGGGGACUACACAGCCACAGCAGGAAAACUCGGUUGGAUCAUCCCCUAGCCAGACGACUGUGCAGGUGGAUGGUCAUUCAGGACAGAAGAGGCCCGCCACCAAACAGCUGACUAAAGGAGCUUUCAUCCUCCAACAGUUGCAGAGGGACCAAGCCCAUGCCGUGACCCCUGACAAAAGCCAGUUCCAAUCACUAAGUGACACAGUGCAGAGACUGCUGUCCUACCACGUGUGCCAGGGCUCCAUGCCCACGGAGGAAGACCUGCGGAAAGUGGACAAUGAAUUUGAAGAAGUUGCCACUCAGCUCCUCAAAAGGACCCAAGCGAUGCUGAACAAAUACCGAUUCCUGCUCCUAGAAGACGCCAUGAGAAUCAACCCCUCUGCCGAGACUGUGAUGAUCGACAGGAUGUUCAACCAGGAGGAAAGAGCUUCUCUCUCUCGGGACAAGCGUCUGGCGCUCGUGGAUCCUGAGGGUUUUCAGGCCGAUUUCUGUUGUUCCUUCAAACUUGACGAGGCUGUACCUGAGACACCACUUGACAGGAGUGACCAGCAUCGCAGCAAAACCAGCUCGCUCCAUCAGGCGCCCAGGGCCCAAAGCAGAGACCGAGCCAAGCCAGGCAUGGCAGAAGCAACGAAUCAUGACCAGUUUCAUCUAGUGCCUAACCACAUCGUGGUCUCUGCGGAGGGAAACGUUUUGAAAAAGUCGGAAGGCCACGGUAGAACACUGAAAUAUGACAGAGGGAGCUUAGGCCAAUACCGGGGUGUACCUGAGGACAAGGGCAGCCGGAGGGACCCUGCCAAUGCCAGCGGGUGCUCUCCAGGCCCCGAUGGCCACCGCAAGACUAUGGCCAGGCCGGAUCAUGACGCCGAGAGCAAGCUCCCGGGCAUCCUGGCCAGCUCGCACCUGGAGAUGCCGUGCCUCGACUCCUUCCAGGACAAAACCCUGAGGAAUUCCCCAAAGAAUGAGGUUUUACACACAGACAUCAUGAAAGGGUCGGGUGAGCCCCAGCCGGAUCUCCAGCUCACCAAGAGCCUAGAGAAAACCUUUAAGAACAUUCUGGAGCUCAAGAAGGCGGGGCGGCCACAGAGUGACCCCGCAGCCAGCGGCGCCGUGGACCUUGACUUCCCCAGCUUUUCUCCAAUGGCUUCGCAAGAAAACUGCCUGGAAAAGUUCAUGCCGGACCACAGUGAAGGCGUCGUGGAGACGGACUCCAUUUUAGAAGCAGCUGUAAAUAGUAUCCUUGAGUGUUAGUAGCAGCCGCCCUCCCCGACCCCGGACCAGUUACAUUCGCUCCCAGCAAAGCCAAUGGAAACAUCUCCUGUCUCCAGCCUGCUUGGUCCUCCGUCACAGGUUAUUCUUUCUAAUCUCCACCCUGUUCUUUUGAAGAGCAAUACACGUCGUCGUGGCUGCAGGGAGACCCUCAGUCAACCCAUCUCGCUAGAAAGCAGUCCGAUAGGCACCACACAUUUCAAGUGUUCCGAAAGCGUUUAUGGCCAUUGUUGUUCGUUUGUUUCGUGGUUUGUUUGUUUUUAGCGCUGUCACUCGACGAGACCACAGUACACUUGACCCUGGGUAAAAUUUUGACAAUCAUAGGUCAUUUCAAAAGAACAGACUUAUUAAAGAAAAAUCAAACAGGACUUAUAGAAGCUACUUUUUUACAGAAUUCUCACUGCAGCUUCAAACUAGUGGUUUUGUUUUUGUUUGCGGGAAAGGGUAUUUGUGAAGGGAAGUCGGCAUGACUUUCCCCAGGGCUCAGUGCUCUCUGAGCAGUGGGUAGCCAGUUGCUCUGCCUGGAACCCCACAGCCCUGGCCCAGACGUCCAUAGCAUCUACGCAGACCGUUUGUAGGCCUGCCUUCCCUGCCGAACAGCCGAGUGUUUACGUCACGCUGCUGCUGAGGAAGCAAAACUUUGUUUUUCUUUUUUAAUUUUAGCGUGUCCAUGUUGAAUUGUGUCUGAGAACGCUCUGUUCUUAGCCCCAGGUAUGCAGCUUGAAAGUCCACCCAAGCUCAGUAGGGAACACCGGGAACCAGUUCAAGGACAGCGGCUAGGGAGGCUGCUGGAGCCGCCAGGGUCAGUGUGCAACUUAAAAGAAUUUUGCAUUUUAUAAUCGGGUGAAGUCAACGCACCCUGUGCUUUUGAUUGUUGCUGAAUUCUGUUUUGCUUAACCUUUGUCUCCCUGCCCUCAGCAAACAGCCCAGCAGUGAGUGCUGUCACUGGAAACUGCUUCCUUUAUCAGUUUAGACUUUGGGAGGGGACUUUAGCCUUGUUUGUGCUUCCUGUUUCUGAGACCAGUAGUCAACACUGGCAUUGAUCAUUCCCAGCACAGAAAACCGAGGGAGGGCAGCAGCCAGAUGUCACCACCAGAAAGAGGGGGACCCCCACGGGUGGCCCAUGUUUGAGUUAGCAAGCCUUCCUCUUUAUUUAUGUCCUUUCUGGGGAAGGUUGCCCAGUUUUCUCUCCUUGUGGGCCUGGCCCAGGGCCCAGUGUUUCUGAUACUUCUUGCAUUCUUUACAUCAUGGAAACCAUUGCCGAGAAAGCCAGGUCAUGGUGCUCCUGCCACCCCGCCCACCUGUUUGACCCUCUGGGAUCUGGAGUUUGUUUGUGUUUUUGUGAAGGUUUGCUCCCUCUGUUUGUCCCCCUGGCUGUAGAAAUGCGUCCAUUGGUUUCUACUUCACUAGAUCCUAGAAUGGAGUGGCCCCUACAGUCAUCAUGUUGAGCGUUUCUUUUCCAGAUUGGCCUGUAAUGGAAAGGAAGGCUUCUGAUUUUUUCUUUUCAAACAGCAGAGCAAAAAUCUAGGCAUGUUGGCACACACCUGUAAUCCCAGCAGUCAGGUGGCUGAACCAAGAGAGUCAGGAGUUCAAGGCCAGCUUGGGCUACAUAAGUCACCCUGUCUUAAAAUCAAAACAAAAGAAACUGAGCAACAGCAGACUGUGUGUCCCUUCCACCCCACUGUCCACUACAGGAAGAAGCCCUGUGAGACAGCCAGUCUUCAGCAGAGCAGUGUCCUUCUCCCAGUCCACGGCCCAGCCAAUCGAAUAGGAGAAUCUGGGCUGUCUUAGAGUUACCUUUUUUCCUGAUUUGUGCCAAUGUCCAAGUUGCUGACUUCCCUCCUGUAUUAUAACACGUUAGAAAGAUGAGUUGUUUGCCAGUUAGAUUCUGUUUGGGCCACCCUGGGCUAACAGCCUGCCCUUAUCCCUCUGAUGUCACAGACUCUUCUCAUAGCCUCCUGGUUGCCUAAGUCACGAUGGCCCCUGGAUGCCUGCACAUGGCUACAAUGAAUUACAGUAAUUAUUGCAAAUCAGUGGAAUUCUUGAGACGAGCAAAGUCUCGUGUAUAUUUGUUACCUCUUUCUUCCUCCCGACCCCCAGCUUUUCUCUCUGUCAAAUCGCAGGGCUUCUGAGCCCUCACAUUGCUCCCACAAUGGAAAGCCUAACGUACCAAAAUGAAACUUGUAAAUUUUGUGUCCUUAUAUGUAAGUUCGCUUUCACGGAGAAAAGACUCGAGAUAAUGGCAGAUGAAGAUUAUAGAAUGUGUUUUACCCUGUGAUUAGGUUCCACCACGUGGGUCAUAGCUCGUGUAUGAGCCCCCUCUGGUGAAGGCACGCACCCUGCCUCAGUGGCCAGCCCUUGGUGGUUCAGGUUCAUUAGUCAGUUGAGUCGUCGCGCUCAGUAACAAAAAUCACCUUUUCUUCCCUUUGUUAUUAAUCUGUUUGUUGUUGUGGCAAAGUAUGGAUUUGUUAUUACGCAUUGAUUUUCUGUGUCCUUAAGUACUGCCUAAAGAUGAAGCAAAAUUGGAACUGGCAAUUACGAGAAGGAAAUCCUUUAGCUCUGCAGAACUUAGUAGACUCUGUUAGGUUAGGGAGGCCUCACAGGCUGGCUGGCUCAGAGGACGGUCACUCGCUGUCAGUGUGGUGUGGGCUUUAUUUGCUUAAAUACCUUCAUUUGUAUAGUACGUCUCACUUGAAAUUGCUUUGUAUACAUUUUGUAAAAAUAUUUAUAAAACGUUUUGUAAAAAAAAAAAGUAUAACAAAUUGCAGUUUAUUUUGUUAUGUUGGAUAAAUACUGUUAAAGCAGUCAGUACCUAUAUUGUUAAUCCAUGGUUAGGAAAUGUUCAGUUGGAGAUCACAAAAUGAAACAAGCAUUGCAAUACAGCCAAAGAUUUGGGAAAA
Microtus oregoni (creeping vole) is the source of this 6592-nucleotide messenger RNA. RefSeq names its product BRD4 interacting chromatin remodeling complex associated protein like (gene Bicral). Gene Ontology annotation, cellular component: SWI/SNF complex. The transcript is spliced from 14 exons. Gene Ontology annotation, biological process: positive regulation of DNA-templated transcription. The record is from RefSeq and is a predicted model, not a curated record. The coding region runs from base 450 to 3674 and encodes 1074 amino acids. NCBI's taxonomy places the organism in Eukaryota, Metazoa, Chordata, Mammalia, Rodentia, Cricetidae.